This is a messenger RNA of Bombus pyrosoma, 1892 nucleotides long. It is a transcript of the gene Septin4, whose product is annotated as septin-2. The transcript has 9 exons. Lineage: Eukaryota; Metazoa; Arthropoda; Insecta; Hymenoptera; Apidae. Gene Ontology annotation, cellular component: septin complex; septin ring; cell division site. The coding region runs from base 422 to 1429 and encodes 335 amino acids. The record is from RefSeq and is a predicted model, not a curated record. Gene Ontology annotation, biological process: regulation of exocytosis; cytoskeleton-dependent cytokinesis. Gene Ontology annotation, molecular function: GTPase activity; GTP binding; molecular adaptor activity.
CUCGUUCGCGUUUCGUGCAGUGUUCCAGUGCUGUUUUAUCGCCCAUUCGGCGCUUCUUGUCUGACGCUUAUCAAAGUGCCGUCGCGCGUUGCUAAUAUGUCCGGUGAGACGAGACUCUGCAAGAAAGGACAAGGGUGAGACGAAAACGAGAAGCAGGAUAAUGAAAAACAAGAGAAGGAAGGAGACAAGCCAAAGCGAACGACGACUCGAGCAAAUUGUUAAAUCGUCUAAUCGUUUUGUCUUAUUCAUCAAGACAGGGACUAUAUUGGAUUCGCGACGUUGCCCGAGCAAGUGCACAGAAAAUCGGUUAAAAGAGGAUUCGAGUUCACCCUGAUGGUGUUAGGAGAAAGUGGCCUCGGCAAGUCUACUCUGAUAAACAGUCUGUUCCUCGGUGAUCUUUACAAAGACCGACGAAUCCUCGAUGCCGCUGUCCUUUCUAGAACGCAUUGAAAAGACAACAACGAUAGAAAAGAAGACAAUGGACAUCGAAGAACGUGGAGUCAGGCUACGUUUAACGAUCGUCGACACACCUGGAUUUGGCGAUGCGGUAAACUGCGAAGACACUUGGAAAGCGUGCUCAGCCUAUAUCGACGAACAGUUCCGACAAUAUUUUACGGACGAGAGCGGAUUAAAUAGGAAGAACAUCCAAGACAAUCGAGUACAUUGCUGUUUAUACUUCAUACCUCCUUAUGGACACGGACUCAGACAAAUCGAUCUGGAAGUAUUGAAACGAUUGCACCGUAAGGUAAACGUGGUCCCUGUAAUUGCAAAGGCAGAUACGUUAACGACCUACGAAGUGAAGAUGUUGAAGGAUCGAAUACUCGCUGACAUCGAAGAGCACGAGAUUCAGAUAUAUCAAUUUCCGGACUGCGACAGCGACGAGGACGAGGAAUUUAAGCAACAGGACAAAGAGCUUAAAGCGUGCAUCCCGUUUGCUGUGGUCGGCAGCUCAACGGUGCUGGAAGUCGCGGGCAAGAAGGUCCGCGGUCGCCAAUAUCCCUGGGGAGUGGUAGAAGUGGAGAACCCGAAGCACAGCGAUUUCGUGAAAUUAAGAACGAUGCUGAUAUCCACGCACAUGCAAGAUCUGAAAGAUGUGACACAGGAUGUGCAUUACGAGAACUUCCGGGCGCAAUGCAUUUCUCAAAUUUCACAGCAGGCCAUCCGGGAACGGAGGUAUUUACGCAUUAAGCUGAAAAGAGAUUCGGGCCCGCAUUUUGAGAACAGUAUAUCCGAUACCGACAGGCUACUCCUGCAGAAAGACGAAGAGAUACGAAGAAUGCAGGACAUGCUGGCGCAAAUGCAAGAGAAAUUGAAAGCUACCGGCCAGGUUGGAACUGGAAUCGGUCUCAGAGGACGAGUCGGCAGCCUUGGAAACGAUCUGGACUCUACGGACGUCGAAAAGAAGCGCAACAGUAUUAUAGAUGUUUAAACUUUCGAGUAUCAAGAUAUUAUAUAUUAUUAUUAUUAUUAUUAUUAUUAUUAUUAUUAUUAUUAUUAGUCUAAUUAUUCUAAUUAUUCUAAUUAUUAUUAUUAUAAUUAUUCUCAUUAUUAUUGACAUAUUUAAUUACGUUUAACUCGGUUUUACGCGAAUGCGCACAAGAUUAUCGAACGUGACUAAAGAAACCAGCAAGUUUUAUAUGCUCCUGUAUGUAUUAGAUUCAUCAGGUUAAAUUAAUAACCCGAUAGGGGAUCGAACGGGAGUUUCUCACCAGGUUUUCACUUUUAUAUGUAUAGUGCAUACGUAUUGACUUAAAAGACUGUCGCAUUGUAUAAACAGCGUUUGAUAUCACGAUACGUAUUCACUACGUGAAAAACUUGUACCUACAUUAUAUUGUACGUGUAAAAGAUACAAGGAAACUACGAUAGAAGUAAACAAAAAGUAUACCAUGUAA